GGAAGGACGGCCCGGUUGGAGUAAAAAAAGAUGGCGGCUGUGGGGGUCGGUCGGGACAGCCUAAAGAACUGAAACUGAGGAUUUUUCAACCUUGGAUAAUCCCCAUGGCCAAUUUUUGGGAAGACAAUGAUCCCCUUCUACUCAAGAUUUCAGUUUUUGCUGAAAGUUGGCACUUAUUUCUAAAACACCGAUCCUGCACUGUCAGCAUUGGAUAAUAUGCACAGCACAUAGUCAUUAGUCUAUACUAAAAUUAAGCCUCUUUAUUCAAGGCAGGCCGUUGCUAAGAUUAAACACUAUACACAAUUCUCUUGUAAGUGUGAGAUACAGGAUAGUGAGAACUAUUUUUAUGUGAUGGAGUUGAGACUCGGUGUAUCUUUUUGGAUUGGUUCUCUUGAGGAUUGGGGGAUGUUUAAACUCAAAAGAAUGAGCAUAAAAGAAAAGGCAAAGCUGCGGUUAAGGAAAUUUGACAUUGGAGACAGAUUUUCCUGCCUGCCAUUAGCAAAAGCCUCGGUUCUUAUCCCACUGAUAGUCAAAAAUGAAAAGUUAUGUGUCCUUUUCACUCUUAGAUCAAUGAAGUUGAGAAGAUCUCCAGGAGAAGUUUGUUUUCCAGGAGGUAAAAGUGAUCCAACAGACAGAGAUGAGGUUGCCACAGCUCUUCGAGAAGCUGAGGAAGAAGUGGGUCUCCUUCCUGAACAGACUGAAGUCAUCUGUAGGCUCGUCCCUACGCUAGAUAAAACUAAUUCUGUCGUAACUCCAGUUGUAGCCUUUAUAGAAGAUACUUUCCAAGCCCAUCCAAAUCCAGAAGAAGUCAGUCAUGUAUUCUCAGUACCAUUGGAAUAUUUUAUACGUCCUGCAAAAUACAGUGUUGUGCCUUUACAAAACAUGGGAAAGUCUGUACUUUUGAUUCAUUUCUUUGAAUACAAUGACCCAGAGCAUCAGAUGUCAUUUACAAUAUGGGGACUCACUGCAUAUUUUGCAGUCUUCGUUGCUAUUGCAGUUUAUGGAGAGAAAGCAACAUUUGAAGUUGAAUUUGAUCUUGAUAAUUUGAAUUUUUCAGCUGAGAAAAAAUUAAUAAUGCGGUACAAUAUAAUAAAAAGCAAACUUUGAUAGGUAAAAUUGUUUUUUUUUUCCAAAUAUAAUUGAUGCUGUUUAUGAUCCAUGUCUUAGCUGAAAUAAUUUGGUUAAGUCAUAUUGAAGUAUAUAAUUGCAAGAAUCCAUUUUUGCCAUAUUCAACUGUGAUAUGAUGGUAUUUAAUUAAAAUUUAAAAAUAUAGUGAUCACUUUGUGCCGCAGUCUCCAAUGUUCGGUACUUUAACAUUUUUUUUUUCUCUAAAUCAGAAUGCCAAUAAAGAUCAUUUGCUUGGGCUGCUAAGCCAAACAGAUAUAUAGGAUUGUACUAUCAGGCAUUUUUUCCACAUUUUAUGCAAAUAAAAUUCAGUUUUACUAUAUUAAAAACAAUCCCCUAUGUCUAUAUGCAGAUACCUUUCCAGUUUGAAGCAUUCUUAAAAGGUAGCUGAUGUAAAACUCCACUCUUUUCCCAUAUGUUUUAAUCAGGAAAACUAUGAUGUAUACCCAGAUAUGCCCUUCUUAACUGAUAAAAUACAUGAGGAAUAUAGAAUGGAAAUUGUGAUGAAGACCUGAU
This is a messenger RNA of Python bivittatus (Burmese python), 1641 nucleotides long. It is a transcript of the gene NUDT7, whose product is annotated as nudix hydrolase 7. Gene Ontology annotation, molecular function: coenzyme A diphosphatase activity; magnesium ion binding; manganese ion binding. Lineage: Eukaryota; Metazoa; Chordata; Lepidosauria; Squamata; Pythonidae. The record is from RefSeq and is a predicted model, not a curated record. Gene Ontology annotation, biological process: coenzyme A catabolic process; nucleoside diphosphate metabolic process.